AUACUUUAACCUUAUGAGAACUUGAUGAUUCCUACUCUACCCCCUAAAAGCUCAGAUUUCCAGUCUUCCAUUUAUUCUGUGGUUCCUCACAAAAGAUUAUUAAAACACUGAGAGAAAAUCUCAGUGAGGAAGUCCAACUUAAAGAGGAAAUACUUAGUUUAGUGAAAAGCCUAUACUCCUUUAACUCAAGUCUCUCUUCAGUUAGUUCUGCAGAUAGCUAUGACGAGUUUCUGCCCCCCAACACUGCGACUUCCAUUCCCGCUUCUCCCUCAGCUCCUGGGGAAAGCAGGACCCGCUUGCCUGCGUUGUUGCGUAGAUUGGUAGGGGCGGGCUGGCGCGUGCGCACUGGCCUGUCUGCGGCGGGUGGACCAUGGAGGCCCCACGGCCCUUUGCGCGGGAAUGGUGCUCCCAAUCACUUCCUCGGAUGCGAGGAGGCCUCUUGAAGCUGUGGGUCUGGGAACUCUGGCUACUACUGCUGGAUUUCGGUUUGAACGCGGAACUUCCUCACGAAGAGGACGUAUCCUUUAUCAAUGAGUACGUGAACCUCCACAAUGAGCUCCGGGGCAACGUCCUCCCCCGAGGGUCUAACUUGCGCUUCAUGACUUGGGAUGUAGCUUUGUCACGGACUGCUAGAGCAUGGGGGAAAAAAUGUGUGUUUAAACAUAAUAGUCAUUUAGAAGAACUAAAUAUGGCCCAUCCUAAAUUUAAUGGUAUUGGUGAAAAUAUAUGGGUCGGACCUGAAAAUGAAUUCACUGCAAGUAUUGCUAUCAGAAGUUGGUAUGAAGAGAGGAAAAACUACAAUUUUGAAAAUGACAGUUGCUCUAGUGACUGUUCUAAUUAUAAACAGCUUGUUUGGGACACAUCUUACAAAGUUGGUUGUGCUGUAACUCCAUGUACAAGAGUUGGACAUAUUAGAUAUGCAGCAAUUUUCGUAUGCAACUAUGCACCAGGAGGAUCUCUGUCGAGAAGGCCUUAUAGACCAGGAAUAAUUUGUGCUCGAUGUAGCAGAUUUGACAGAUGCACAGAUUUUCUAUGCAAGACCUACCACAAUGUCUGAAAGAAGGAACGGGAAGGAACAGUUCUCUCCUAAAGAAGCAUGCCAGUUAAUUCCUGAAAUAGCAGCCUGUUUGAGAAUGACUGCUCUAAAGGAUAGGAUAUUCUAAAAUAUUUAUAAAGAGAAAAGAAGUAAAGUAGCACACAUUUAAUAGCCUUUUCUUUUAGUUUUUUUUUCCUCCAAAAUAUUCAAAAAAUAAAAGAAAAUAUGUUGGUUUAAUUUUUCUUUUAGUUUUUCCAAACAUAAGCGCAUGUAAUCCGAAAGUACAACCACACCUGGAACAUAUGAUGCUUAGAAGAAUGUGUUAGGGGAUAAAUUGAGACAGUAAGGGCACACUGUGAUUUUGUGAUAAAGAAGUUAAUGGACAAUUUCAUCAUAAUGCCACUGCUGAUAUGAAUCUACCCUAAUAUUCUUGCCCUUGCUUCACUUGAAUCAAGAUGCAAAAUUUUGCUCUUCCUCUUCCUGUUUUCUUUCUCCUCUAAAAAAAUUCAAUCCUAAAAUCAGUAAGUAGGUCAGAACGAGGUAGGCAUCCACACAGAGGUCCACAAGAUGUGACAUAUUAGAGCCUAAGCGAAUGACAAGGGAUUUAUACACAGUGCAGUAGACAUGAGGAGACAGCCUAAGCAGGGUGAGGACAGUGUCCACAUGGGGGUAUGGUCUUAUAUAGGAGGUUAGAGCCUCUAUCAAGUGAAAUGGGUAUCCAUGAAUGAGGUCAGACUUGGGAUAUCAGAGACAUACCAGGAUGAAGGGAUCUCCAUACCAAGAGCUCUCAGUAAGUGGUAUCUGAGCCCUAAGUAUGAGGAGGAGGGCAUCAACAUGGUUUGGGAGUGAGAAGCCCACCAUAUAGUAUCAGAGACUGAGCAGGUAAGGGCUACAUCCAUAGAGGGAUGGUUCAGCACUGGCUGCUGGAGCCCAAGCAGACUGUGGAAAGGAUUCACAUAUAGCGAUGGCCUGGUAAGAGGUAUUAAAAUCUAUACAGAUAAGGGGGCAUCCAUGUUUAGAGGCAAUUUCACAUGAGGAAUCAGAGUCCAAACUAGGUGAGGAAAGCUUUGAUGUGGGGGAGGUGGCCUGCCAUUGGAGGGAUCAGAGCCCUAGUGGAGUAAGGAAGGAAUCUACAUUGGAGAAGCUCAAAGCUGGGUUUCAUAGUCUGAGCAGGAUAGGAGGGGAUCCAAGUGGAGGAUCAGCCUAUAGGUUGCCAGAUUAAAUACAGGAUGCCCAGUUAAAUUUGAACUUGAAGUAAACCAAAAAAAAAAAACCUUUUAAUAUAAGUAUAUUCCAAAUAUUGCAUGGGAUAUACUUGUCUA
This is a messenger RNA of Ailuropoda melanoleuca (giant panda), 2358 nucleotides long. RefSeq names its product GLIPR1 like 2 (gene GLIPR1L2). Bases 371 to 1057 code for a protein of 228 amino acids. The record is from RefSeq and is a predicted model, not a curated record. Lineage: Eukaryota; Metazoa; Chordata; Mammalia; Carnivora; Ursidae. The transcript has 5 exons.